Colletotrichum chrysophilum is the source of this 2469-nucleotide messenger RNA. RefSeq lists its product as uncharacterized. The transcript has 3 exons. The coding region runs from base 1 to 2469 and encodes 822 amino acids. The record is from RefSeq and is a predicted model, not a curated record. Gene Ontology annotation, cellular component: mitochondrial membrane. NCBI's taxonomy places the organism in Eukaryota, Fungi, Ascomycota, Sordariomycetes, Glomerellales, Glomerellaceae.
AUGGCUAAAAAUGACGACUCCGCGCCGGAUCUGAAGAUCCUCGGGGACCAAAUCACACUCCAGCCCAGCGGCUACGUCAAAACCCAACGCGACGACGAGAAGGAGGAGGCCCUGAUGAAGCACAUGGCCCGCUUCCGCUCCGAGCCUCUACAAUUCCUUCGCGAAGUUUCCCUCUACGUCUCCGGCACCGGCUGGCGCGCCUACGACAAUGCCAUCGGCCAGCCCAUCUUCUACUCCGGCUUUAGCGACAAGAUCAAGGAUGCCGUGCUGUCGGCGCCACUACUACAGUCGCGCAUCACCGACCUCGCCGAGAAGCGCAUCGCUGUCGAAGAGAAUGAGGGCUUAUUAAACAAAAAUGACAAGGACUUUGAGUUGAAGCGUGCGCGGAGACGGGCCGCCAUCGAGACUGGAAUUCAGGAGGUUGCCGAGAAAAUGACCGACGACAUGAUCUGCAAGUUCGAAAGCAAGACCUUUAUCCGAAGCGCAUAUUAUCUGGUCACGCAAUUGACUCUGCGCGCCUAUCACCAAGGCAUCCACGUCUCUAGCGAGGAGGUUCUGAGGCUACGAAAGGUGGCGGAGGAGGCCGAAAGCAAGAAGCAGAGCAUCAUCUUCUUGCCCUGCCAUCGAUCGCAUGUCGACUACGUUUCGCUGCAGCUCAUCUGCUACCGCUUAGGACUCGGCCUACCGGUUGUCGUAGCUGGAGACAACCUUAACUUCCCUCUAGUCGGAAGCUUCCUGCAACAUGCCGGUGCCAUGUGGAUUCGGAGGUCGUUCGGCGAUGACAUCCUUUACACGACAUUGGUGCAGACGUAUAUUGACACCCUGCUACAGGGAGGCUACAACUUUGAGUGCUUCAUUGAAGGCGGUCGCUCAAGAACAGGCAAGCUGUUGCCUCCAAAGUUUGGUAUCCUCAACUUCAUCCUCGACAGCAUCCUGUCUGGGCGAGUUGAGGACGCCGUCAUCUGCCCGGUCAGCACACAGUACGACAAGGUCAUUGAAACGGAGGGCUACGUUACCGAGUUGCUUGGCGUGCCCAAGAAAAAGGAGAACCUCGCAGAUUUUGUCUCUGGAGGCUCAUCCGUCUUGUCCCUGAGGCUCGGCAGAGUCGAUGUUCGCUUCCACGAGCCUUGGAGUUUGCGUGGGUUCAUCAAUGAGCAGCUUGUAAGGCUGUCUAGAUUACCUACGGGCCUCAACCUGGAUACGAAGAACCCCGAGAAUACCGCAAUCCGCCAGAAGCUCCUGCGCACACUCGGUUACAAGGUGUUGUCAGACAUAAAUGAUGUUUCCGUGGUUAUGCCUACUGCUCUGAUCGGCACCGUGCUGCUCACCCUCAGAGGCAGAGGCGUAGGCAAGACGGAGCUUGAACGUCGCGUCAAUUGGCUCACUGACCGAGUCCGGGCGAAGGGCGGUCGUGUUGCCCACUUUGGAAAUGCGCCCCUCUCCGACAUUAUCGAGCGUGGCCUGGAGGUAUUGGGCAAGGAUCUGGUUGGCGUCGUAACAGAUCUUCCAGAACCUACCUACUAUGCCGUUGACAGGUUCCAACUCUCGUUCUACCGAAACAUGACCAUCCAUCUGUUCAUCUCGGAAGCUAUAGUGAGCGCCGCGAUGUACAUGAAAGUCAAGCAGGGAGGUGGCCCAACCAUGCAGGAUAUCUCCUUCAAGGAGCUUCAGGACCAGAUUCAGUUCCUCUCUUCCCUGUUCCGCGGCGAGUUCAUCUUCCCCAGUGAUGGUCUGGCAGCGAACUUGGAAAAGACGCUGCGCGACCUCGAGGCGGAUAAGGUCCUCAAACUUCACAGAGACGAGGAGGGCAAGGUUGUAGUAGUCGGCCUGUCGGAUCACGAGAGAAUGGUUGGACGGGAAAACUACGACUUCUACUGCUUCCUUAUCUGGCCGUUUAUUGAGGCCAGCUGGCUUGCGGCGGUUUCUCUGAUGGGACUGGCAACACCGCUUGGCCAGAAGGACGAUAUCUGGAUUGAGGUGGGCAAAGCCCAGAGUAGUGCACAAGUGCUCGGCAAGACACUUUACCAUCAGGGCGACCUGAGCUACUUUGAAGCCGUAAAUAAGGAGACCCUGAAGAACGCGUACCAGCGCUUCGAAGAAGAAGGUAUCUUACAAGUUGUCAAAUCCAAAGACCCCAAGGUUCCACCCCGCCUGCGUCUCGAUCCCGAAUGGUGUCCUACACGCGACCCAGAGACGGGCGCCCUCAACGCCUCGGGUCGUCUCUGGGACUUUACCGAGAAGAUCGCCUCCAGCCGCCGCGAAGGCAAGAACCGUCGCGACGGGGCCACCGUUAGUACCCGCGUGCUCCGCCUGACGGAUCUGCUCGGCAGCAAGCUGUUCGAGGCGGCCAAGACUGGGGAUAAAAAGGGGGCGUCGCCGACCCUUAGUAUGGAGGACGCGAGACAGCUUAAGAAGAGCGUCAAGGAGCAGAGGAGGCGUAGGUCGCUGGAGAACCGAGCACAUUUGUAA